GUUGGGUAUGGAGCUGUACCCGUUAUUGUUCCCCGAGUCAGCGGGGUGCAUAUGUUGUUGAACAGUUUCAAGCCGAUUCAUGGGGUUCUCCUCUGUGAAGUGGAAGACAUUGACCCAUCUCUGUAUGAGGCGGAACUAUCCGGCCUUUUGCCGGAGGAAUUGGAAGAAAUCAGGAGCUUGCAUGCCGGCGAUACUGCCAUUAAUAGAGAAAAGGAUUCAAUCGAGUUGAGCCUGGCGAAGCUUUGCCUCGAGAGGAACAUCCCCUAUUUGGCAAUUUUGCAGGGGUUCCCAAGUUUUAAAUGUUGCAUGUGGAGGAACCCUUUAUCAAGAUAUCGGGAAAGAACUGUCGGAAAAGUUGUCGGAAAAUCAGAGGAGAAAAUGGAGAUUUGGGUUAAUAGUUAUCACCAUCAAGGUGUUAAGAGAUUAGCUCAACGUUUCGUUCCAAUGGCUUUUGAACCAGAUGGUCUUAUUGAAGGGUUCUAUGAUCCAGAUGCUUAUAAUCCAGAAGAGGGUAAGUUUAUCAUGGGUCUGCAAUUCCAUCCUGACAAAAUGAGGCGGCCGGAUUCUGAUGAAUUUGAUUAUCCAGGAUGCCCAUCUGCUUAUCAGGAAUUUGUUAAAGCAGUAAUUGCUUAUCAGAAGAAGCUUAAUAGCACAACGUCUGUGCCGAAGCCUCUCAAUCUCAAUCAAGAAAUGGAGAAGAAAAGAAAAUUGAUAAUCAGAAGCUUCUCCCUUGCUAAAAACUUAUACGUCACAGGUUCUGAGAUGCAUCCUUCUAAAGAAUCUGAACUUCAAGCUGGAGCAGAAUUUCUUGAGUCAAAUACAGCUUUGAGCAUUCAACAAGAGAACAGAUUGAAGCAGAUGGGUGUAACUGUGAGAAAUGCAGGUUCUUAUAUUGAGAGAUUGAAGCAGAGUGAGGAGAGGUAAAGAUUGGCAAGAAAUAUGAUGGGAAAAAUGUCUACAGAGCAGUUGGAGAAGAUAUGUUCAGAAGUGCUAGAAAAGAAGGUUCAUGGAUUGUCACUGACCUUGGCACUUGAGGCCUCCUCCCCAUGACAUUUGAAGGAUAUGCUUUUCUGUCAAUAAAAGGACAGGUCUCCAAAAUGUACACAUGAAACCUGGGCCAUGGAUCCCUGUCCUUCAUCUGUAUUUUGUCUUUACCUGUUUUUUAUAAUUAAAUUUUAUUUUGUGAA
Molecule: messenger RNA, 1187 nt
Organism: Rubroshorea leprosula
Lineage: Eukaryota; Viridiplantae; Streptophyta; Magnoliopsida; Malvales; Dipterocarpaceae
Source: the annotation of a GenBank genome assembly